Molecule: messenger RNA, 1406 nt
Organism: Protobothrops mucrosquamatus (brown spotted pit viper)
Lineage: Eukaryota; Metazoa; Chordata; Lepidosauria; Squamata; Viperidae
Product: prostasin-like
Exons: 6
Coding region: 57-1130 (357 amino acids)
Biological process (GO): proteolysis
Molecular function (GO): serine-type endopeptidase activity
Source: RefSeq, a predicted model, not a curated record
CUCUUCAGUGGGCAGCGUCGUCGUCGCCGCCGCCGUCGAUCCACCUGGGUCCCGCCAUGGAGGGGCUGCCGGGUGGCCUGAGCCUCGCCGGGCUCCUGUCGUUGCUGCUCGUCGCCGGCGUCAUGAAAGAGGCCAGCACACAAGUGUUGUGUGGAGUGCCUGCCAUGGGACGGAUCGUGGGCGGUUCUGAUGCUCGAAGCGGACAGUGGCCAUGGCAGGCCAACCUGAACUUCAAUGGUAAUCAUGCCUGUGGGGCAACGCUCAUUGCCCCCCAGUGGUUGGUUACAGCUGCACAUUGCUUCCCCAAGGUGAAUCUGAUCGAUAUGUAUGAAGUGACACUGGGGUCCUUCCAGCUGAAAAACCCCUCACCAGACAUCCAAGUGACGCUAGUAGAAGAGGUGAUUAAGCAUCCUGACUUCAAUGAAGAUGCAGGCUCUCAAGGGGACAUUGCCCUGGUGAAACUCAAAACCCCCAUUACAUAUUCUCGGACUGUCCGGCCGAUCUGCCUGCCUGCCUCUUCGGUCACCUUCCCACAGGGCAUGACCUGCACCGUCACCGGCUGGGGGAAUGUUCUUGCAGCUACGAGUCUUCCCUCACCUAUGACACUUCAACAACUCGAAGUGCCCAUCAUUGGUCUAGACACCUGCAAGUGCCUGUACAGAAGGAACCCAGAUCCUGAGGAGCCCCACACCCUCCACAAUGACAUGAUGUGUGCUGGCUUUGCGGAAGGCAAGAAGGAUGCCUGUCAGGGUGAUUCCGGAGGCCCCCUUUCCUGUCUUGUUGACAAGGCCUGGUUCCUUGCUGGCGUGGUGAGCUGGGGAGACAACUGUGGGGCCGCCAAUAGACCGGGCGUCUACAUCCGCCUUCCUGUCUACACCGACUGGAUUAAGGGGAAAGUCCCAGAAGUACAGCUUCAACAAGUGACAGUUCCUCCAAGGCCCAUCCCCGAAGAGGCCUUGUGCUCCAAUUCUACAGGAGGGGGAGGCCCCUAUGACGACCUCCAGCCCUCACCAGGCUGGAACCGGCCCCUUACCCCGGACAAGAGCCGUCCCAACGGUUCCCCUUCCAGACCCUGCAUGGUUGGUCUACCACUUCUCCUCCUCCUCCUCUUCCAGAGCUGGCUGUGGUAAUUUUCUACUCCCACCCCAAGUUGCGCAGGGAGUGUGGUUGUCUUCCUGUUUUUUUGUUUUUUUUUAUCCUCCUGGGGAUGGUCUCACUAUUUCAUUGCCUGCUGUGUGCUUCCAGCUUUCUCUCUGCACGCUUGGGGUGCGGAGAAGAACGCAGCGGGAUUCCAUUAGGAAGCGGUACUCUUCCUCCGAAGCCCAGACAAGACUCCUGAGGUGGUCAUCGCGCGUGCCUCUUGUCCAUCCACCUGCGGUCUUGGGUCUCGCAUGUGGCUUUUUAAA